AUGGAUAACGGGGAAACGCCCUCCAGACGGCCUCUGCCUCUCCCUGCCGAGUGGACGUCUGCAGACGCCUACCUGGACUCCCUCCUGUCCUUCGCUACAUCGUCACAGCUGUUCAAGGACUUCUGCGGAGGAGUUCAUAUUCUAGACUUCCUUAUAAGAGAGCCAGACCUGUAUGCCUCAGUCAUCCCCGAGGACUGGCGUCAGUUCUUUGCCCGCCAUGAUAUACUAGAUAUCCUGGACCUCCUGAUGCGGGAAGACAUCGGCCCCUUUAUGAACGCAGAUGAAGAAAAAGACAUGCCAGAAAAGAGAGAUACAUGGAGAGACGGCCCGGUGCCGCCCAGAAGUCUGGUCGAAUAUAUCCAUAGCAUCAGGAGGCAUGCUCUGCUACGGGAGUUUACGCCUGCGGGCGAACAGCCUGAUAUCAAGCGGCCUGUGGGCAGGAAGGGAAUACCGUACCAUGUCUUCACGGGCAUGAAGCCGAAGAAGUGCCAUGAGGUAGAGAAUUUCGCAAAAUACGUUGCUUCGCUUACGGAGGACGUGGAUAGAAUCAGGGGAGUCUCGGGGGACGACGCUACUACAGCAGAGCAGCGAAUCUCUCAUAUUGUGGAUUUUGGAUCUGGACAGAACUACCUAGGCAGGGCGCUGGUUAGCCCGCCAUAUAACCGGCAUGUCAUUGCUAUUGAACGGCGGCAUAACGAUAUUGCCAGUGCAAAGAGGAAGGACAUCAGGGCAAAAGUUGCCGAGAAGACGGUUGUGAUGCGGAACAAAAAGGAGCAUAGAGCGAAACUGAAAGCUGCUGCUCUAGACGGAAUGGAUACCCCGACUACAUGCUCACCUGGGGAAAAGGAUUCCACAGAUACGCUAGUUUUACAGCAAGACAAACAAGAAGAAAGCCCGGUGGAUACUGCUGCAACGAUACUUCUUGUUGCUGAUUCCGGUUCUGUUGAAAAUGGAGGAAAGGGGGAAGAGACUGCAAAGUCGGGCCCCAGAGGCUUACUGGACUACGUAGAACAUGAAAUCCAGGAUGGCUACCUUGAACCCAUCAUCGAACACAUCAUUGGGACAGCAGAAGAGGUCAGAGAGCAAGACGAGGUCGCUGCAAACGGCUGCAUGUCCUCGCCUCCCGCGGCACCAUUAUCGUCACGAGUAAUGGUUGUAUCCCUUCACUCAUGCGGGAAUCUCGUGCACCACGGCAUCAAGUCACUCAUCCUGAAUCCGUCUGUCGUUGCGGUCGCAAUGAUCGGGUGCUGCUAUAACCUGAUGACUGAACGACUCGCUCCCGCAACAUAUAAGUUACCCUCAUUAAGGCUGCCCAACUCCCGCCUGGAACAAACGUCCAAUGCCUGUGACCCCCAUGGUUUCCCAAUGUCGAGACGUUUCGAGCAGUACUCGCACGAAAACGGCAAUGGAAUCCGGCUCAACAUCACCGCUCGAAUGAUGGCCGUGCAAGCUCCGUACAAUUGGGGCAAGGAGGAUAGCGAGGCAUUCUUCACGCGCCACUUCUUCCGUGCCUUGUUACAGCGGGUGUUGGUCGAUUAUGGUAUCGUCCCUGUCCCGGGCAGAGCUAGCUCUAGCUCCAGUGACACGGCUAGAAGGGAAGACGAGACGCAGCCAGGAGUUACACAGCAGGACACAGAGGUACCUGGGUGUCCGCUCAUAGUUGGAUCACUCAGAAAGUCUGCGUUCCUGUCGUUCACGGCCUAUGCUCGGGCGGCAGUGGCAAAGCUAGUGCACGAUCCUCAAUACGGCAAUGCGAUCAAGCAGCGGGUUGAAGAGGCAUACGUUGCCCGCUAUGAGUCCGCGAAGAAGAACCUGAGCGUGGUCUGGAGUCUGAUGGCCUUCAGUGCCUCGGUUGUGGAGUCAAUGAUUGUGACUGAUCGCUGGAUGUAUCUUCGAGAGCAAGAGUGUGUCAAAGACGCCUGGGUUGAGCCUGUGUUCGAGUAUUCGCAGAGCCCCAGAAACCUCGUCGUCAGGAUUGGUCACAUAGAGCAGCCAUCAUUAUUAGAGAUAACAUGCACCAAGUGUCCGUCAUAUCUCUUCUCAUUUGUUCAUAUAAGGCCUGCUGCUGCAGCGAUAUCAGGAACUGCAGCCCAUUUCUCCCAGCCGACCCUCCCCGGCCUCCCUGACCCUGACAGCGUUCGGAACGCUGGCGGGCUGAUAAGGGGCCCCAUCCAGGUGCAGCGCAGCGCAGAAGAUGAAGUCGAGGUUGAAGGCGAAGUUGAAGUUGAAGCUGAAGUUGACGACGUCGAGAUAGCAUCAUGUGACGCAGUGUUGGAGAUGGCCCAAAAGGGCAACACAGACGACCGGCCAUCGACGUCCAACAAUCAUCAGCAACGCCUUCGUCUUGCUGUCCACAACAAACAACGAACAACCAACAACGCCAACACCAACACCAACGACAGGGAACUCGGCCCUGGAAGACCGACAGCUAAGUUAAGUUAA
Molecule: messenger RNA, 2442 nt
Organism: Trichophyton benhamiae CBS 112371
Lineage: Eukaryota; Fungi; Ascomycota; Eurotiomycetes; Onygenales; Arthrodermataceae
Exons: 4
Coding region: 1-2442 (813 amino acids)
Source: RefSeq, a predicted model, not a curated record